This is a messenger RNA of Chondrus crispus (carragheen), 75 nucleotides long. RefSeq lists its product as hypothetical. The transcript has a single exon. The annotation marks the transcript as partial. The record is from RefSeq and is a predicted model, not a curated record. Lineage: Eukaryota; Rhodophyta; Florideophyceae; Gigartinales; Gigartinaceae.
AUAAAAAAGACAACUCAUCAAUUAUCCGCCCCGCUUAGUUUGUUGUACUUCGCUCUUGCGUUGCACUGUCGUUGA